Puntigrus tetrazona (Sumatra barb) is the source of this 1764-nucleotide messenger RNA. RefSeq names its product adenylosuccinate synthetase isozyme 2-like. The transcript is spliced from 5 exons. Gene Ontology annotation, biological process: IMP metabolic process; 'de novo' AMP biosynthetic process. The record is from RefSeq and is a predicted model, not a curated record. Gene Ontology annotation, molecular function: adenylosuccinate synthase activity; nucleotide binding. Gene Ontology annotation, cellular component: cytoplasm. NCBI's taxonomy places the organism in Eukaryota, Metazoa, Chordata, Actinopteri, Cypriniformes, Cyprinidae. The coding region runs from base 81 to 599 and encodes 172 amino acids.
UCUGACGCUUUUGUUUAGGGACAUAUCCGUUCGUGACUUCCUCAAACUGCACUGUGGGAGGGGUCUGUACGGGUCUGGGCAUGCCACCCCAGAACGUGGGUGAAGUCUAUGGAGUUGUCAAAGCCUACACCACGAGAGUUGGGAUUGGCGCUUUCCCUACAGAGCAGAACAACGAAACCGGAGAGCUCUUGCAGACGAGAGGAAAGGAAGUGGGCGUGACCACAGGUCGCAAAAGAAGAUGCGGUUGGCUGGAUCUGGUGCUUAUCAAAUACGCUCACAUGAUUAAUGGCUUUACAGCCUUAGCUCUCACCAAACUUGACAUCUUAGAUGUGCUUCCUGAGAUCAAAGUUGGUGUGGCGUACAAAGUAGAUGGUGAAAUCAUCCCACAUUUUCCAGCAAACCAAGAGGUGCUCCAGAAGGUUGAAGUACAGUACGAGACCCUGCCAGGCUGGAAAACGGACACGUCUGCUGCAAGGACCUUUGAAGAGCUUCCAGAAAAUGCACAGAAAUACGUCUGCUACAUUGAAGAUCACUUGGGUGUGCCUGUAAAGUGGAUUGGUGUUGGGAAGUCGCGGGAAUCGAUGAUCCAGCUCUUUUAAGAGGCUGCCUGGCCUGCAUGUAGCACUGGCUGGAUUGCGCUCUGGACUCGGGAUGUGUUACUUCUCCCGCCUCCCUUCAGUUUUUUUUUCCAUGGCAAGAACGUCAUUUUGUGUCACUCGGAUCAUCCUGCAGCCCUCUGAAAUGGAGUAUUUGCCAUAUAUAACGGCAUUCCUGCGGUGAAUCAAAAAGAGCUUUUCAAUUUUUACUUUCGUGUAAUCAUUUAUUUGUUUCUCCUCUGCUUUACGUCGUCCUCCUCUGGCGUUUGGCGCUCUCAAGCUCAGUAUCCCCAUCUUGAGUCCAUAUGCUGUACAUGUGCUACUGCUUCAAACAGGCAUCAGUAGUGAUGUAUAUUAUCAGUUUUUCCACACAGGUUGGGUAAAAGAUUACUUAUACAUGUUAUAUUUAAUGUUCUUCGUUGUUUUAUCCUACAAGAAUCGACGGUUAUGCAAUGUGUAUUACCACACUUUGUCCUUGUUUUAAAUGGACUGUAUGAUUGACUCGCUCGAGUCCAAUUCAUUUAAACGUACGGUUUUUAAAAGACAAUGUAAAUGUUUCUUUACCACAUGCAUAAAUACAGAUUCGGAGGUUCUGGGUACGAAUUAUGUACAAUGCAGCCUCAAAAUGUACUACCAUUACCGUGGGUGUUUUCUGUUUCUCUAAGACAGCUUAUGAAAGCAUCUUUAAAUUUUAAUCUAUUUAAUUUGCUCUAAAAAAUAGUAUAUAAUUCAAAUGUGCCUCAAGAAGCAUAUACUAUUAUACAGUCCGGAGUUUUGAUUCCAUUGAAUGUAUGUAAACAUUUGCACAGCACUCAGAUGUUUAUUGUUCAACUGUACAACUUUAUGCCGCAAGCAUAUUAAAGCCACUUUAACGAGACAUCAAUGAACUUGCCUUUCGAUAUAGAGAAUAGAUCCUUAAGAUGCCGCCUCAGGAUGUACGACAGUAAAACGCACUGAUGAUCGAACUACUUCUGUGGUUGCUAGCUGCUGCACGAGGUCUUCUGCUUUUUCCUGACCUCCAGUAUAGUGCACUUACCGAACCUUUACAUGUUAGAGAUGAUCUAAGCAGAGCUUGCCUAUUUAAACGCGACUAGGUUCUUUCAGAAACCCUGAACUGCUUCUUCUGUUUUGUCGCACCUUCCAGUAAUUGAGUAACGUAGGAUAAAGU